CCGGGGUAUGGAAGCAAGGAAAGGAUAUGGGUGGGUUGGUUGCUUGGGUUUUUUUUUGCUUAAUCUUCAACUCGGUUUAAUCUAAUGUUUCCAUACUGGUUGGGGGGAAACUAUUUGUCAUUUGUACUUCAACAAAACAAGGAUGUUAAGGUCAAACCUCACUCCUGACACAUUUCCUUUAGCGGAGGGCUGUGGGCUCGGAGACAUUCUUGGGAACUGCAAGGAGAAAGAGUUGGCUGGGGUCGAGCUUGGUUUCAGCCUGAGAAUCCAGUCCUCCCCCACUUCACAGUGGGAAGGGAAGAUGCGUGGAGCGAUUCCCCUGUGCGUCCUCCUGCACGCCAGCUCUGUGCUGUGCGGUGCCGAGCAGCCCCGCGGGAACCACACUUGGUGCGAAGGCUCUGGCGCCUGCUACAGUGUCCACCUCGCCCAAGUGCCCUUCGGCAGAGCCCAGGAGGCCUGCGCUCUGCGCGGGGGAGCGCUGAGUACGGCCAGCGGGCAGGCAGAGGUGCGGGCCAUCCUCGCCCUGCUGCGAGUGGUUGCGGCCGGGCCCGGCUCCUGGGUGUUCUGGCUCGGGCUGGUCAGGAGAGCGCCGCAAUGCACCCAGGUGGAACGGCCUCUGCGGGGCUUCUCCUGGCUGGCGGGCACCCAGCAGGCGCUGCAGGGAGAGCCCGAGGAGUUGGACAAGUGGGUGAAAGAGCCGAGCAGGUCGUGCACUACCCGGCGGUGCGCGGGGCUGCAGGUCACUGCGGGGCGCCAGGACCUGGAGCCCUGGGGCUGGAGGGAGCGGACCUGCAAGAACAGCACCACGCAGGGCUACGUGUGUAAGUACCCCUACAACGGCACCUGCCCCGCUCCGCGGCCCCAGGGCGCCCGCAGCCUCCUCUUCUCGCUCCCUUACCAGCUGCACAGCGCCGCCCUGGACUUCAGCCCCCCGGGCACUGAGCUCGUGGUGGCCUGCCCCGGGCCCCAGGGAGACGUGCGGCUGCGCUGCGAGCUGGGGCAGGGCGGCUACAGCUGGACGGGCGCUGGGGAGCAGCUGUGCCCUUGCCCCUCCGGGUACCGGAGCCCCAGCACUGGAGCCUGCCUGGAGCCCGGAGACUGCACCAGCGCCCAGGGCGCUUUCCUCUGCGUGUGCGCCCAGGGCUUCCUCCUGGGGGCCGACAAGAAAUCCUGUGUGCGCCCCGGGCACGCUGGGGGCUCGGCCAGAGCGGCACCCCACCCGACCCUGUCUGCGGGGGGGACUCUCCCCAGCAGCAGCUCGGGUGCGCCUCCCCCUCCCUCCAGCCCUCAGCCAAGCACAGCUGGGGAGGUAAAGUCCUCGUCCUCCCCCACCUAUGUCUUCAUCCUGGUGGCCACGGCUGUGGUGACGGUGGUGAUCCUGGUCGGGGCCGUGCUGGGGGUCUUCAAACUCUGCUUCAUGAAGAGCCCCUCCUCGGCUAGCCAGGAGGGCAAGGAGCCGGCUCCCGCAGCGGCCUCAGAGAGUGAUGCGGAGGCCACCAGCACCAGUUCCGAGAAUUCCCUGAAGGCCCGGGGAGACGCGGCAGAGAGAUUGCCCGGCGAGCCCAGCCCAGAGGAGGAAGCUCCACCCGGGAAUUAGGAACCUCUAGGGCACAAUGGACCCAUGGAAGCUUAAUUUGAAAUGAACCAGCCCUGGCUUUCCUUUCGUGUGAGUGAGCCCAGGCUGAGCUGGCAGCUCCCACUCAUUUGGAGGGAGGCUUCUUCGUGUCAAGGCAUCUCUCUGGAGAGGAAGGUUUUGGCGAUGCUUCAAUGAAACCUUGAAAAUCUCAUCGCCCGGUUUUGUUGUUUUUUAAACGUAUUCAUGUAAAUUGCCACCCAGCUUGGCAGACGUGCCCAGGACAAUGCAGUGACAAAGGAAGGGUCUGGCUGGGAUCUCUGCAACAUAGGGCUUGAUGUGGCCUUUAAUGCAUUUAUGCUUUAGGGCCAAAAGGUCAGACUUGAGUGCCGAAAGUUAGGCACCCAACUAAGUGGCUUGUUUUUCAGGGGUUCUGAGCACCUGAAGCUUCUGGUAAUUUCCCUGGGAGUUUUUAAUCACAUUCUGAAAAGCAGGUCACUUAUUUAGGUGACCAAAUAUGGGUGAUGGGGCCUGAGUUUCAGAAGUGCUGAUCACCGGCAGGUCCUGUUGACUUCAACUGGAGUUUGGGUUCUUAGCAUCUCUGGGAAGCAACCAAGUUUGAAAAUGUUGGCCAAGGUGCCUUACAAGUUCUAAAUUAUCCCUUGAUGUAGAAUUGUUGAGUGGUAUUUGGAGGCUUUAAUUUUAUUUGAAAUUGUUUGAACAUUUUGAGAUAUACACUUCCAUAUGAUUGCACAACUCCCAUCUUUCUAUUAAAGUGUUUAGACUUGAGGCAGUUUGAUGCAAAACUUCCUGAGUGCAAAUAAGCCACCCCCAUGAUACCCAGAGUUGCACAUCCAGAAUGUUGCCAAAUUUUUCAGGUUAGAACAGUGGACAUGAGUCUAAAUAUAGCCCAAAUUCUUCUCUCCUUUGUCACAUGAGUUUGAUGUGUUGAUUUCAAUGGGCUUCUCCUGGGAGUAAAGAAUGGAAGGUUUGCCCUCUGUGAGUCCUUCCUAGGUGAUGCAAUCCCUUUGUUUGUGAUUUCCUUUCAGAAGUCCCAUAAAUCAGUUAUAAGUCUGGGCACACAACUUACUUUGUUUGCAAUUCAAAAUGCUGAUACUCUCUUCCAAUUAUGGCAUUGUUGAUUCUCAGUUAGGGUUAGGGUGACCAGACAGCAAGUGUGAAAAAUCGGGACAGGGGGUGGAGACUAGGAGGAGCCUAUAUAAGAAAAAGACCCCAAAAUCAGGACUGUCCCUAUAAAAUCGGGACAUCUGGUCACCCUAGUUAGGGUAUUAAUGGUAAGUAUUGAUUUGAAGUCUUCUGAGUGCAAUGAGAGACAGAUAAACUGGAUUGCCACCAAACAUGUUCCACAGAAAACCUUUUGUUUAUUUAAAAGAAGCAAGAGCUUGGAAAAGUCUGUUUCUUAAACAUUUCCGACACUUUUUUUCCUCUCCAGACCUGGCCUUAACUCCCUCUUUCCCUCUGCCCCCCUCUUUCCUAAUUUUGAGGAUUUGAUUUCAAAAACAAAAUAAAUUCCCAGACUUUUUUCAUGCAAAGAUAGCUAUGAAAAUGUACACCAAUGUAAAGUGAUGCUAUGGCUAAAGUUUGCCACAGUGAUUUUUUUCCUAAAGAUCAUGAAAUAUUUAGAGUACCCUCUACCUCAACCUACAUCUGUCUAAUAUUUUUGACCUGUGAAAAGGGUCCUUUGAUUUUGGCAGGGGAAUUGCAGCCCAAUUCACGUUUGUGUGGUGCAGUGCUGCACCAACCUUUGCUGAUGGCUCUAGGUCCACCAUAAGCUCCUUCCGAGCUGGCUACAUAUUCUAAUACAGCGGUCUCAAACUGUGAGUCAGUACCCCAAAGUGGGUCGCAAUCCCAUGUUAAUGAGAUACAUUUGGAGUGCCUCAAAUAAUUGUCUCAUUGGCCUGCCCCAGAAUCAGAGGUGAACUAGUCUUUACAAAACAAACUGUCUCCUAAUUUUCAUAUUUUAUAAUAUAUUUGCAGUUAUACUUUACAAAGAGAAAUACUUUUCAUCUCAAAUAUAAGCCUUCCAGGAGGGUUGAUUCUGUAUUCAGAUGUGCAUAUUUCUGAAAAGUGACUAAUAGGUCAUAUGCGGCUUUCAGUCAUUGCACAAUUCCCAUUGUCAGGAAUGUGAGUAACCAGUGUAGACUUGGAAGCAGUAUACAUUGGGCUUUCUGUUGGUCCACACAUUGAACUCAGGUCUUUUGCAUUCACCCAUAUUUCUAAAAUGGGCUAUUUAAGUCACUUGGAGCUUUGGGGAAACUCUUGCUUGCCUUACUUUUGCAAAGUUUUUAACACAAAAUCCUCAUCUCUUUCCCAUUUCAGACAUUGGAAUUCCAAAAAGGGCUAUGAAACUGCUUAAACAGUUUUGUCUUUUCAAGACUAAAUUAUUGUAAUUCUUUGUUUCCAGGAACCUUGCACACACAUGGCUGUAUUCUGAGAGGUGUUAGGCGCCUGCAAUUCCCUUGCACUUUAAUUUGGAGUUGCAGGUGUUCAGCACCUCUCAGGAUUUGACUCAGAGGAUGUAACUUAUUCAAAAUGCAUGAAGUCUGGCAUCACCCAGAGACAUGAAUGUGUGGGCCACUAGAUAAUUUAUACAUUUUGGGGUGGGUUGAUUUGCCUAAUAAUGGUCAUUAUAAGCCCAAAGCUCAAGUUAGUUGUGUGUUUACGUAAGUUCCUGGUCAGUGGAUGCAAAUUCUCAAAUUCCAUUUACUUCAUUGAGAGUAUAUGGACAGAAAGCAAUGUGUGGCCCCAAGAACAUAAAUUAUGAACUAAAGUGAAGUAUCUUAUUUUCUACAUCCUGAUCAUGGUAUUUUAUUUGUGAAAUUGCUAGAGUUGCAGGGAAGGAAAAGCCACACAAAGGUCUUGCGUCUCCAGAUCGAGAAACAUAAUGAGCCAGGAUAUCUAUUCAGCAAGUCACAAAGGGCCAGGUUGCCUCCCUCCCUUUGAAAAACCAUGGGAGAGGGGACAUGGAAAUCUCUGCUGGGUUUUUUCAUGGAGAGGGCCUCAAAUUGUCCUGCUGGGACAGGGUUUGCCCUGGAGAAAAACCACACCAAAGUUGGCAGACCCUGGGGCAUCUGGCUGUACCUACACAGCAGCUCUGGCUCCACAGGUCCCCACUCCUUGGCACUGUGGCUUUACUGGAGCUGGACUACCAUGGGAUCCAAUGCCACAAAGCUCCAAGGGCCUGGGCCUGGAUUAACUUUUCCAGCUAACUUCCAUGGGGGGUGGAGGGAGGGCAAUGUGCAUUUCUCCAGUUACCCUUCCUCUCACUCCCCCACCACUUGACAUGACCCUGAACAAACAGAGAGCCCUCCACAAGGUUAUUGGUGCGUCUCUUCUGUGCAGAGGAAGGGGAGAUCUGAGGUCAGGGGAUCCUCCCUUAUGCAUGUCUAUGGAGGUACAAUCUGGCUUUAUAGUUAGGUGAAGCUCAUGGAGUUCACGGUUUCUUAAAGCUUUCCAAGUAUUUUUGCUGUUUACAAAACUAGGUCAUACAUCUUUUCUUCCCCCGACUUGUAAUUUUCUCCUAAGGGAAACUUAAUAAAUAAAAAGUUGUCCUACCUAAAAGGAAGGUGUUUUAUAUAUCAGAGAUGAAAAAAACCCUCCAAAAGCAAAGUUAGCAUGUGUGGGUACCCUGGAUAUUGUAUAUGCUGUAUUUAUUUUUGCUUUACAGUAAUUCUCUCUCUCUCUCUCUCUCUUUUUUCACAUUCUCCCCUUUGUAUUUGUUUUCCCCUCUGCCUACUUUCUGCUCUGUUUUUACCUUAUUAUGUCAAUGUAUUUUUUCUUUAAAAAAAUACAAACCCAAUAAUAUUUGAAUUUGGUUUGAACCCAAGAUGCCUGGAUGGACUUGAAAUUUGUACUUUGGUACAAAAUAAAUUCAUCCACCUGUGAUGCAGAUCACAUAAAUAUGGGCGGGGAAGGAGAUACAUUUUUUGUUGGCUGGAAAUUUCUGGAAUGUUUAAAACCCAGAGAACAGAUAUUUUGGGAGCAGAGGUAAAUAGUCCUUGCUUUUCCCCAACACCCUACAUUUAGAUCGUUGUCUUCUCAGAUAUACAACCAAUAAGUCUGCAACCAAUAUGUUUGCAAAAUACAGUUUUUGCACAUAUAAGUGCUAACACAAUAACCUCAAUGCAGUUGUCAGCACUGAAGAAACAUGUCUGAUCCAGAGUCAAUUGAAGUUUUGCCAUUCACUUCAGUCGGAGCAGAAUCAAGUCCAUACGUUUGGAUAAAUUCAUAAAUAUAUAUUAAAACUUCUGAGAUGGGCAAA
Molecule: messenger RNA, 5855 nt
Organism: Chelonia mydas (Green sea turtle)
Lineage: Eukaryota; Metazoa; Chordata; Testudines; Cheloniidae
Gene: CLEC14A
Product: C-type lectin domain containing 14A
Exons: 1
Coding region: 143-1597 (484 amino acids)
Biological process (GO): cell migration
Cellular component (GO): extracellular matrix; external side of plasma membrane
Molecular function (GO): extracellular matrix protein binding; extracellular matrix binding
Source: RefSeq, a predicted model, not a curated record